ACUUUACCUACCCGCCCUGCAAUACUGCGCAUCUUGUGCUUGUUAUUGGAUUUAUUUGUGCCAAAGCGUGCGGAGCGACAACAGUCAGUCCGUGUCUCUCUUCUCGGUCGUUGCUAUGUACAGAUCUUCUUCAAAGCAGUGCUCUCGUUCAGAAGUGAGCACAUCUAUCUCUUUGGACUUUUGAGUCUUCCUAUUCUAGUUUUCUACAUCACCUUUUGGAAGGUGGACAUUUUAUGAAGUUCUUAAGAUUCCACCAUGACGCAGACUCUGGAUCCCAACUGCUCCAACAGCUCAGAAGACUGGAACAGCUUUUACUUCAACUCAUCAAGGGAACCCCAAUACCUCCAAAACCCACCUUACUACUACACCCAACAGAAUAUCACCUAUGUGGACUUGUACCUCCACGAGCCCUCGGUGGCUGUGGUCUUCAUUGUGUCCUACCUGCUCAUCUUCCUGGUCUGUAUGGUGGGGAAUGGUGUGGUGUGUUUCAUCGUGCUGCGGAGCAAGAAUAUGAGGACAGUCACCAACCUCUUCAUACUCAAUCUGGCUAUUAGUGAUUUGUUGGUUGGCAUAUUCUGUAUGCCCACUACCCUGGUGGACAACAUCAUAACAGGCUGGCCUUUUGGAAGUUUAGUGUGUAAACUGAGUGGGAUGGUUCAAGGCAUAUCAGUGUCAGCUUCAGUCUUUACUCUGGUGGCAAUAGCUGUGGACAGGUUCCGCUGCAUUAUAUACCCCUUCAAGCAGAAGCUGACCAUCUCCACCUCCACGCUGAUCAUUGUCAUCAUCUGGGUCCUGGCUAUCUCUAUCAUGUGUCCUUCAGGGGUCAUGCUCCAGGUGACCAAGGAGCAGCGUGUCCUGAUUCUACUGGGGGACGGCUACAACAACACACUCCCAAUCUACUGGUGCCGUGAGAACUGGCCCAAUCAGGAAAUGAGGAAGAUCUACACCACCGUCCUAUUUGCUAACAUCUACCUAGCCCCACUGUCACUCAUUGUCAUCAUGUACGUCCGCAUCGGAUUCACACUCUUCAAGAUGGCUGUACCCGCCUCAGGCCGGGGAAUCAGUAGUGGCAGCAGCGGUGGGACGAAGCCCGGCCUGGACAACCACCGUCAGACGGUGUCGAAGAAGAAGAAGAGGGUGAUCAAGAUGCUGCUGAUGGUGGCGUUGCUUUUCAUCCUGUCGUGGCUGCCGCUCUGGACGUUGAUGAUGCUGAGUGACUACGCCAGCCUGACAGCGAGCCAGCACCGUGUCAUCAACAUCUACGUGUACCCAUUGGCCCACUGGCUGGCCUUCUUCAACUCCUCCGUCAACCCCAUCAUCUACGGCUUCUUCAAUGAGAACUUCCGCCGGGGGUUCGAGGCUGCGUUUAAGUUCCAGCUGUGCGUCGCCUACAUGGAGCGCCAGGUGAUCUACUCGCGUCGUAUCCAAGGCAACGCAGUGUUACCUGAGAACCUGCAUCUGCCCACCAGGCCCGGCUCGGCAGGGUCAGGAUUGGCUUUGGUGAACGGGAAGGGGCUGGGCCGGGAGGAAGUUGUCGGGCGGACGUCAGGCGAGAGGUCGUCGGGGAGCAACAUGAAGGAGCAUGAUCUGAUCAUGGAGGACCUGGAGAAGGUAUCCCAGAUUUAAACAUGUCAUACUGUAUGUGCCAUUGGGACAUGUAUUCAGAACCUGGAGAUUGUAUCCCGUAUUUAAAAAUUACAGUUAAACAUUUGUACUGUUGCAUGAACUGUAAUACACAUACAUGUAAUGUACCUAUAUUGUGCAAUAGACAUUCAGGGCACAGAGAGGAAACAGGCAGUGGGUGUUCCAAAUCGCACCAUGUUCCCUAUAUUGCACCACUUUUUACCAGGGCCCAUUUGGGACGCAGACGCUGUGAAGGUAUUAUCAAACCAACCACAUAGAGAGAGGCCCUUGAGGGUAAACUUGACACUUUAGGAAUAUUUUUUUUCUUAAAACCUCCUCCAUGUCCACCUGUCUCUCUCGCUCUCUCGCUCUCUCCACACCCCGCAAAAAUUUGAGUCGCAUCUUGCGCCCUACACUUGUCUGUCCGUUAAUCAGGGCCAGCCUUAGGCAUAAGCCACAUAAGCGAACACUUAGUGCCCCGUGAACUUGGUAAGUUAGUCUAACCAGCCAUCUAAACUUGUAGUCAAAUUACCAACCGGUCACAGAGGGCAGAGGGGUUCUGACCUACAGGGGGCCCCAUUGAUGUUAUUAGUCACUCAGAUAUCAUAUUUCAGUGAAUAUGAUCUAUAAUUACUUACAAUAUGAGUGAAAUAGUUUUACUUCCCAAAAUAUUUUAAUGAAGUAUGUUAAAAAGCUGCUUGUGUUGGAAUGGUGUAACAUACCUCAACAUCAGAAUGGUGUGGAUGCAUACAGGUCAUUAAUAAUAUUCAUGCGAGUAGACCACUGAUUGGCCAGCUCAUCCUAAUCAGGAGUAAGACAUCAUAUAGCAAGCAUUGUAAAAAGUUUUGAGUUGGGGUUUUUCUCCAAUUUAUGCUUUGGCCACAAAUAUAGGACGAGUCAUCAACAUUUCCUGGGUAUGAGUUAACAGAAUGUUAACUUUUAAAAGUGAGAUUUUCACUGGACAGUUACUUUAACAUGGCAUAAGUCAUGGCAAAAUGUCAGAAAAUGUGCUUUAAAAUUGCAAAAAUGUAUCACCACCCGAUUGCAAAAUGAGUAGAAUUGCAGUAUAUUACUUAUAACAUUUCUAAAUCUUCUCUCCACCCCAUGGCAAAAUGUAUAGAAUUGCAGCAAACUUGCUUUAAAACGGCAACAUUUUCACUACACCCCAUGGAAAAUGUGUAAAAUUGCAGGAUAUUAACUAACUUUAACCUCCUUAAAAAAGGAACAUAAAAGGACGAAAAAAACGGUACUUUAUUCUGGUUCGAACCGGUUCAGAACUUUAUUAUGCUGAUCGGGACAGUGGAAAGGUAGAAUUUUUUUUGUUGGUUCUGCUCAGAACUAAACGAUUGGAAAAUAACUUAGGUUCCAAACCCCUGAUAGAUAAUAAAGAAUUGUGUAUGUUAUAUUAUAUGCCAAUCUGUAUAUGGGGAGAAGUCUGAUUGGAAACUACAACAUUAACAAUAGAAUACAUUUUGAUUUCAGCAUCAUCUUGUAUUAUACUGCACUUUGAUAGUCUUAUCUUACAGAAAAAAUACAUGAUUUAACGUGUGGAAAAUCACGAUGUUAAUUUAUACAGUAAUUAUUAUUCAACAUGUCCUCACCUGGGAUUUUAACUCACAACACAUCUGCCAUGCUGAUCCUCGACACUGAGGUCCCACAGGGGCCCGUGCUUAGUCCCCUCCUGUACUUGCUGUCCUCCCUGACUGCGUGGCCAAGCACCAUCAUUAAGUUUG
Molecule: messenger RNA, 3356 nt
Organism: Oncorhynchus kisutch (coho salmon)
Lineage: Eukaryota; Metazoa; Chordata; Actinopteri; Salmoniformes; Salmonidae
Product: neuropeptide FF receptor 2
Exons: 5
Coding region: 256-1626 (456 amino acids)
Biological process (GO): cellular response to hormone stimulus; G protein-coupled receptor signaling pathway
Cellular component (GO): plasma membrane
Molecular function (GO): peptide binding; neuropeptide receptor activity
Source: RefSeq, a predicted model, not a curated record